This is a messenger RNA of Dissoconium aciculare CBS 342.82, 1133 nucleotides long. RefSeq names its product ThiJ/PfpI domain-containing protein. The record is from RefSeq and is a predicted model, not a curated record. Lineage: Eukaryota; Fungi; Ascomycota; Dothideomycetes; Mycosphaerellales; Dissoconiaceae. The transcript has a single exon. Bases 249 to 1130 code for a protein of 293 amino acids. Gene Ontology annotation, molecular function: protein deglycase activity.
CGUAUUUCAAGACCUGACAUCAUUUCCCAAGAGGAGCAGGACAAUUCGUCACACGAGCUGGUGUCUCUCGAGCUUGAGCUUGAGCUCCAGCUUGAGCUCUUGGACCAUGAUGGGAGCCCCACUGCCAUCAUUCAAGUCCUGUUAUAUAUGGGUAGAUACUCGACGCCCUGCUCCAGCGAAUGAUCAGAUCACAAGAUAACCACUUCUGUAUAUCCACUUCUGUCAUAAUAAUCUGAAUUUCACGAACAAUGUCGGACAAUUCCGAUCGCAAACCCGUAGCGGACCAAGCUGAAGACAAUGCUUGGUUCCCUUCCCCCUACUCCCUGACCCAAUACGUGCCACCCAAGACUGACUUCGAUGGCGCCGACUACCCCAACGCCUACAAAGGUGGAAAAUGGAAAAUCCUCCUGAUCGCAACUCAAGAGCGCUACCUCCAAAUGGCCGGAGAUGAGUUCUUCUCAACCGGAAACCACCCGGUUGAAUUGCUCCUCCCACUCCUCCACCUCGAUGCCGCAGGCUUCGACAUCGACAUCGCCACCGUCUCCGGCGACCCCGUCAAAAUGGAAAUGUGGGCCUUCCCCAAAGACGACCAAGCUGUCAAGGACAUUUACCAAAAAUACAAGCCCAAACUCCGUCAGCCGCUCGAUCUCUCCAAAGUCUGGGGCAACGGGUUCACCAAGGACACGGAGUACAUCGGCGUCUUUAUCCCCGGCGGUCACGGCGUCUUGAACGAUGUCCCGUUCUCCAAACUCGUCGGUGACAUCCUCCGCUGGGCAGACUCGCACGAGCGCUACUACAUCUCGCUCUGCCACGGUCCCGCGAGCAUGUUGGCCGCGAACGUGGGCAAGCCGGAAGGCGAUAAAUUCAUCUACGAGGGCUACAAGGUCGCCGUGUUCCCCGAUUCCCUGGACACCGGCACCAACAUCGAUAUUGGAUAUAUCCCCGGGAAGAUGCGGUGGUUGGUGGGCGAGGAACUCCGCAAGCUCGGGAUUACCCCGAUCAACUCGGGGAUCACGGGCGAAGUGCACCGUGAUCGAUUCGUUCUGACGGGGGAUUCGCCGCUUGCGUCGAACAAUUUGGGGAAACUUGCGGCGAGUACGCUGCUUGAGGAUGUUGCGAAGAGGCAGUGAGCU